Messenger RNA from Bactrocera dorsalis (oriental fruit fly), 1190 nucleotides. RefSeq names its product tetraspanin-2A (gene Tsp2A). The record is from RefSeq and is a predicted model, not a curated record. Lineage: Eukaryota; Metazoa; Arthropoda; Insecta; Diptera; Tephritidae. Gene Ontology annotation, cellular component: membrane.
AAAAAACUUCGAAAGCAAUUACAUAUUUGAAAGUCAAUCGCCUUUGAACAUAACAAAAUCAUUGAAACGUCUACAUAGCCAACAAAAUGGGUUUGGGGCGUCAGGAGAAUACGCUGGAGAAGCAAAUUGGCUGCGUAAAGUACACGCUUUUCUGUCUCAAUAUUGUCGCAUGGAUGCUGGCCACGUCGCUGUUCGCGCUUUCCGUCUGGCUGCGCGCCGAAGAGGGAUUCAGCAAUUGGCUGACCAUUUUACAGGCACAAACCUUUUAUAUUGGCGUCUACAUAUUAAUUGGCACAAGCAUUAUCAUGAUGGCGGUGACAUUUUUGGGUUGUCUUAGCGCUUUGAUGGAGAACACUUUGGCGCUUUUGGUCUUUCUCGGCACACAGGUGUUUGGUUUUGUCGCUGGUGUGGCCGGUUCGGCGGUUUUGCUCGAUUACAGCACCAUGCACUCGAGCUUGCAGCCGUUGUUACAGCGCUCGCUGACUUAUCUGGUAAGCACCUCGGAGUACUCACAUUCAUCGUAUGUGCUCAAUAUGAUACAAAGCAAUAUUGGCUGCUGUGGCGCUACGGGACCAUGGGAUUAUUGGAAUUUGCAUCAACCACUGCCAAACUCAUGUCGCGACACCGUGAGCGGUAAUUGUUUCUUUAACGGUUGUGUCGAUGAGUUGACUUGGUUUUUCGAGGGCAAGACAUCUUGGAUUGUGGGUGUGGCCCUAGCAUUGGCGAUGUUGAAUGUGGUGUGCGCCAUUUUGAGUUUAGUGCUGGUGCAAGCUGUUAAAAAGGAGGAGGAUGAAGCGCAGACUUAUCGACAUUGAGUAAUUACAAUUAGCGGAAAAUAGUAGCAGACGAUGUUGGGAGUCGAAUAUGCACAAUAGUUGUUGCUGGGAAUGCGUACGUUUUUAUUUAGCGAUGAAUGUGCGCAUUGAGUUCCGUUGGAAACCGACAAUUUUAAAACUUGUAGUUUUUUACCACAAAACCGCCGAAUGAACUUUUUACAUACUACAUACAUAUUUUUCAUGCAUUUUAAUUUUUACCGUUAUCCAUUAGAAUUUUAAGUUUGGUUAACAAAAUGAAAACUUUACAAAUACAUCUAAGCGCACAAAUAGUUUUAAUGAAAUCGUUAAUAAAUAAAUAUUUGUGUUUUCUUCUGCACUUGGAAGAAAAUAACAAGAAAACAGUGUUGCUAUCAA